UCACCUGGCCCGGCCCAGCCUGUCCCGCCCCACAUCAGUAACCUAGCCGCCCCCAGCCCGCUCCGACCCCCAUCACUCACCCGGCCCAGCCUGUCCCGCCCCACAUCAGUAACCUAGCUGCCCCCAGCCCGCUCCGCCCCAUCACUCACCUGGCCCGGCCCAGCCUGUCCCGCCCCACAUCAGUAACCUAGCCGCCCCCAGCCCGCUCCGACCCCCAUCACUCACCCGGCCCAGCCUGUCCCGCCCCACAUCAGUAACCUAGCUGCCCCCAGCCCGCUCCGCCCCAUCACUCACCUGGCCCGGCCCAGCCUGUCCCGCCCCACAUCAGUAACCUAGCUGCCCCCAGCCCGCUCCGCCCCAUCACUCACCUGGCCCGGCCCAGCCUGUCCCGCCCCACAUCAGUAACCUAGCCGCCCCCAGCCCGCUCCACUCCAUCACUCACCUGUCCCGCUCCGGCCCCCCGACGAACCCGGCCUGGCAGCCCCACGUGCACCACCCCUGCGCCGCCGGUUGCUCCGUUGAAAACGGCCCGACUGGAAGCAGGAGCCGGAAAGCCGCUUUCUCCCCUCCCCGGCGCUGCGCGGAGCCGGAACCCGCGGCGCGGAGCGUGUUUCAGGCGGGGAGGCCUCAGAAGAGACCCUGGGAGCCGGGCGGGGCUGUGGGCCGGAGCCAUGAGCCGUUAUCAGAGGUUGGUGAGCGCUUCUCUUCAGUGCCAAAGGUUCCACACUGCUGCAGGAUAUCUAAAGAGCAAAACCGGGGCAGAGCAUCGCUGGCUGGAGCGGCAUCUUAAGGAUCCAUUUGUGAGGGCAACAAAACAGCAUAAUUAUCGUUGCCGGAGUGCUUUCAAACUGCUGGAGAUAGAUGACAAACAUAAGAUUCUUCGUCCAGGGCUCUCUGUGAUAGACUGCGGGGCAGCUCCUGGAGCUUGGAGUCAGGUUGCUGUACAGCGAGUCAAUGCUUUGGGCACUGAUCCUAAUGCCCCUGUUGGUUUUGUCCUUGGAGUUGACCUUCUUCAUAUUUCCCCUCUGGAAGGAGCAGUCUUUCUUUCCAAUGCUGAUAUUACAGAUCCAGUCACGCUUAAGAAGAUCCAGGAGCUCCUUCCUACAGAGAGGGCAGAUGUUAUCUUGAGCGACAUGGCACCUAAUGCCACAGGGAUCCGAGAGUUAGAUCAUCAGAAGUUGAUUAACUUGUGCUUGACCCUUUUGGAUCUGUCCCAAAGCAUCUUGCGGCCAAGAGGAACUAUCCUCUGUAAAUUCUGGGAUGGACCGGAAGCCCAUCUUCUCCAGAACAGACUAAUGGAGCGCUUCCAGGAUGUGAGAACUAUAAAGCCUCAGUCCAGCCGGAAAGAGUCAGCAGAGAUCUAUUACUUGGCAAAACUGUACAAUGAUGGAGUGAAACAUCAGAAACACUGAUUGUGUCUGCCUUUAUUGCAGUGGUUGUCAGUCACUGACUGGAUACUUUGAUUUGAAGUGUAUUUAAAAAAAAAAUCCCAACAUUGAGACUCUGAAAUUGAAUUGCUUUAUGGUUAAGCCUAAUUUGGUGAAAUCUGUCAUUUAUAUAACAUCAUAGGUGUGCAUCAUGCUUUACAGGUACAAAAUAAAACAAGGUUGUUGUCCCACUGAGUUUAUAAUCUAACUAGGCAAGUAAGGACAUCCAGUCUAACUCCCCCUCUGGGAAGAAAGCUCUUGGAAAUGAUAUAAAACCUGGCUGUGGGGGAUGGAAACAAAAAUAAAACACUAGUUAUUGAUUCGUUUACAGCUAUACGUUUAUUUCAAAUUGCUACUCUGUGACUCUAGUCAUGCUUUGAACAAAACGUAAAGUGGUUGUCAUAAUGAGAGUGAAGAGAAGGGAUCUAGGAGUCAGUUUUACUUCCUCUGCAUUUUUCCUAAAACUUAGUGCAAUUUAUUAGUGCACUCUUUGCCAAAUAACCCGAUGGGCUGAACUGUUCUAUGCCAGACG
Molecule: messenger RNA, 1959 nt
Organism: Chelonia mydas (Green sea turtle)
Lineage: Eukaryota; Metazoa; Chordata; Testudines; Cheloniidae
Gene: MRM2
Product: mitochondrial rRNA methyltransferase 2
Exons: 3
Coding region: 672-1412 (246 amino acids)
Biological process (GO): RNA methylation
Cellular component (GO): mitochondrion
Molecular function (GO): rRNA (uridine-2'-O-ribose)-methyltransferase activity
Source: RefSeq, a predicted model, not a curated record